This is a messenger RNA of Carassius carassius (crucian carp), 1366 nucleotides long. Its product is annotated as low-density lipoprotein receptor-like. The coding region runs from base 93 to 1307 and encodes 404 amino acids. NCBI's taxonomy places the organism in Eukaryota, Metazoa, Chordata, Actinopteri, Cypriniformes, Cyprinidae. The record is from RefSeq and is a predicted model, not a curated record. The transcript has 9 exons. Gene Ontology annotation, molecular function: calcium ion binding.
GGUGAUCAUGUGGUGCAUGUUUCCUCUGCGCAGACACUAACGAGUGCGAGACUAACAACGGCGGCUGUUCCCACACGUGCAGCGACCUGAAGAUGGGAUACGAGUGUGUGUGUCCGGACGGAUUCCACCUCAUCAACCGCACACACUGUGAAGACGUGGACGAGUGUGCAGACGCAGACAGAUGCACUCAGAUCUGCAUAAACCUGCCGGGCAGCUUCAGGUGUGACUGUGAAGAUGGGUUUGAGCUGGAUCACAUGACCAAAGACUGCAAAGCAGUAACAGGGUCCGGUGCGUUCCUGCUCUUCAGCACGAGGCACGAGGUCAGGAAGAUGGAGCUGGGCAGCCGGACGUACACGGCUCUGAUCCGCCGGCAGAAGAACGUGGUGGCGCUGGAUGUGGAUGUCCACAACAACACCAUCUUCUGGUCUGACAUGAGCCUGAAGAAGAUCUACAGCGCCGCGGCCGCUGACCCCGCCCACCCCAGCACUGUGAUUGACAGCCGGAUCUCCCGCCCCGAGGGUCUGGCGGUGGACUGGAUCCACGGGAACAUCUACUGGACGGACGGCGAGCUGCGGACGGUGUCGGUGGCGACGGUAGACGGCAGCAAACGCAAGACUCUGGUGAGCGAGGGCCUGCACAAUCCGCGUGCCAUCGUCGUGGACCCGCAGCGCAGCUUCUUGUUCUGGACGGACUGGGGCGAGCCGGCGCGGAUCGAGAGGAGCGGUCUGAACGGUGCGGACCGGACGGCUCUGGUGACUGACCACAUCGCCUGGCCCAACGGUGUCACGCUCGAUGUGCUGAGCGGCCGGCUGUACUGGGUCGACUCCAAGCUGCACACUCUGUCCAGCAUCAGUGUGAACGGAGCCGGACGCCACACACUGAUCCAGGACCAGCACACGCUGCCUCACCCGAUGGCCCUCGCUGUGUUUCAGGAGAAAGUCUUCUGGACCGAUGUGUCUAAUAACGGGAUCUGGAGCGCCAGCCGUGUGACGGGACGAGACGUGGCUGCUGUGGUCGAGCAUCUGCAGUGGCCCGAGGACAUCGUGCUCUAUCACAGCCUGAGACAGCCGUCCGGAAGGGACUGGUGUAGAGACGCUGAGCUCAACGGUGGCUGUGAGUUUCUGUGUCUACCAGCGCCGCAGACCAACACACUCUCGCCCAAAUACACCUGCGCCUGUCCUGAUCACCUGACCCUGGCCGCAGACAUGAGGACGUGUGUGUCAGGAAAUAAUGCAGAACAAGAUCCGGUUUCCAGCCCUUCCCAGCAUCCCAUGGUCCUGUACAUCACACUUCUCAUCGGUCAGUAAACCAUCAUUCUCAUGAAACACAGUCGCUCACUGACCGAUCGCCAGCGUGAGUGACCCGU